AGGCAAUCCAAACAUGGUGAAUAUUGCCGGGAGAUCCAAAGGGUGCUCCACUUGUCGCAAGAAGCGGGUCAAAUGCGAUGAAAACCGGCCCAUCUGUACACGGUGCCUGAAUCGAGGCUUAGAAUGUGAUGGCGCGAAAGAAAUAUCAUUCGUCGAAGCCAAGAUUGUCAGGUCUCGGAGGAGCGAUAAGAGUGUCGCCAUGUCAUCAGACGCCGUCGUCGACGCUACGGGUGCCCCAUCUUCACCACUCAAAGGCAAUGAGCUGGAAAUCUACAUCUGUUACACCAUGGAAAACUGUCUCCGCGGCGGAAUUGUCAACACGACCUUGAAAGCAGCUCCAAUGAACGAAAUCAUAACAGCAGCCACGACACCCAACGGCAAGAUCUUCCAUCACGCCGUCCUAAGUCUGGCCGUCCUAUUCUUCGGCACCGAGCACAGACAAAGCAAAAUCACGGUCAAAGGGUACGCCAUGCAUGGCGUAGCACUCAAACGGCUGAAUCAAGCAUUAGCCGUUCCAGGUUGUUACGCUCACGACGAGGUUAUCCUAGCGGUCGUCACGCUCGCUUUGCUAGAGUGCUUUAUUCCCACUGGCCCGAAUCACUUCUUGAAACAUAUGUCUGGCCUGGAAAGACUUCUCGAGCUUCGAGGGCCGGGGACAGAGGGGUAUUCGUCCAGCUCCUCGAAAUUGGGGAGAGGUGCGAGACAUAUGAUUCUGUUCGCCUCAUUACGGACUGGGAAGCCGUCUAUUCUAGCGAGACCAGAAUGGAAGGCUGCUUUGAGGAUAGAUUGUCCUGUUGAACAGUUACCAGAACAAGACUUGAUUGAUAUCUUGGCAGAUUGUACAGUCUUAGUCGCAGGAAGCGAGAAGAUAUUAGCAAACGGAGGACUCGAGCUGGAGGGGAAUGCGCGCCAGCGAGACGAGAUAGAGGUCAAGGCUCUCUCUUUACUGGAACAACUUCGCGCAUGGAAACGAGGGUGGGAUACAGAUCUGAAAAAUGCCUAUUUCGAAACCUUGAUCGCGCCAGAAAGAGUACAGCCAACAGCAAACUGGACAGACAACUCACCUCCAUUCCUCACCAUCUUCGAGUUUUCGAACGAUGUCUCUGCCACCAACUUCAUGCUCUAUCACGCAGUCACCAUAUAUAUCCUCCGAGUCCUCAAAUCGAUCACCAUUCAAACUUCGAGUCCAAUGCAAAAUUACUCUCAAGACCCCACUCUACAAAAACAAACCAAAGACGAAUACAUAGCCGCAGAGCGCCUAGCAGCCUUGGACGUCUGUCGCGCCGUACCCUACUACAUAGGUCUGAAAGCAGGCUUAGAUCUAUGCCAUUCACCAGUCGUGCACAUGGGUGUCAUAACAGCUUGGAUAACACUUGGUGGCGUUGAGUCUGCGGAAGGAAAAUGGAUGAUGGAGUUGCUGAACGCUGAAAGUCGAGAGGUUAUUGCGAAAGGCCUGUGGGUUGGUUGAUCUAUAUAUGGUGCUUGUAGACUUUUCCAAUAACAUAAAUUUCUUCUCAUCAUGGCUUGUCUACCUGUUGGA
Mollisia scopiformis is the source of this 1540-nucleotide messenger RNA. RefSeq lists its product as uncharacterized. The record is from RefSeq and is a predicted model, not a curated record. The transcript has 2 exons. Gene Ontology annotation, biological process: regulation of DNA-templated transcription. Lineage: Eukaryota; Fungi; Ascomycota; Leotiomycetes; Helotiales; Mollisiaceae. The coding region runs from base 14 to 1468 and encodes 484 amino acids. Gene Ontology annotation, molecular function: DNA-binding transcription factor activity, RNA polymerase II-specific; zinc ion binding.